Callorhinchus milii (elephant shark) is the source of this 1714-nucleotide messenger RNA. RefSeq names its product chemokine (C-X-C motif) ligand 12a (stromal cell-derived factor 1) (gene cxcl12a). NCBI's taxonomy places the organism in Eukaryota, Metazoa, Chordata, Chondrichthyes, Chimaeriformes, Callorhinchidae. Gene Ontology annotation, molecular function: chemokine activity. Gene Ontology annotation, cellular component: extracellular region. Bases 47 to 328 code for a protein of 93 amino acids. The record is from RefSeq and is a predicted model, not a curated record. Gene Ontology annotation, biological process: chemokine-mediated signaling pathway; immune response. The transcript is spliced from 4 exons.
GCUGUGGCCAAGCUGUGCGAGCAGAGACUCGAAACACCCACCCGCCAUGAACGUCAAAACUUGUGCUCUGAUCUCCCUCCUGAUUGGGAUAGCCUGCAUCAACUUAUCCUGUGAAAAGCCAUCGUCCAUAAGCUACAGAUGCAAGUGCAGAGGUGGCACCACCCGCCUCCACCCAGGAAUGAUCAGGAAACUGCUCUUCCUGCCAAUUCCAAACUGUCCUCCACAGAUCAUAGCCACUCUGAAGUACACUGGAGAACAAAUCUGCAUUCACCCCCGAACAAGAUGGCUGCGUUCCAUAAAUUUUUUCAAUCUGAAAUCCAGGAUGUAAAGCCCGCAAAAUGACAUGUUCAUCCCGAGCUCAGCUGACGCCGUUACAUUACAAGAGUGGCAACCUUUUAUGUUCCACCUUCAUUUACCCAGUAAUCAGCUGCUGAAACAAGAGGCUAGAGACAGAACCUGAAUGUGUGUGGCAUCACUUGAUGGCAUAUACCUUUGAGGUCUGUUGUCAUUAUCAUCUGUAUCAGCCUUUUUACCUAUGUCGCACUGACCUCUGCUUCCUCCUGAUUUUUACCCUAUGGCAGUAGGGAUACUGUCAAGCGUUUGAAAAGCACUUGCGGUUAACGCAAAAUUAAGAGGAGUCACUUGCUGGUGGCCCGAUUGAAACUGUGAUUCCACCUUGUGGUUUUGAUGGGAUUCAGAAACUUACAGGAGUGAAACUAUAACUUGCUUCCAAUUGCCUGUCCUCUGUGUACAUUCAUUCCAUGGCCAUAUCUAUGCUGUCCCAAAGUAGCAUCAAAGGUCACCAACCAAAGCAAUGUUCACACCUUGUCUUAGCCUGUAGAUGCACGCUGCUAUUCUAAACUAUGUAGCUACAGUGCAAAUGAUAACCUUAAAUAUGUUUCAAGUAUAUUCAAAUAUAUUAGACAAAAAGCCCUAUUAUUUACACAGAAAUAACAUCAAAUAAUCUACAGACUGAAUCCUCCAUCCCCACCCAUUUCAGAAGGUUUUCCAGGGGUAUUGAUAAUGGCUCCAGGAUGCUGCAAAGCAAUUUGGUGACCCAUGUAACUCACUAUAUUGGUGCAUUCACCUUAAGAGGAUGCCAAAGUGGAGACCAUUUCUUAUGCAGCUCCUGGCGCCAUGUGGGAAAUGACACAUUAAUCCCGGGGGACAAGAAAUCUUACAGGAAAGGUCAACAGAACAUUAAUAACCGGUCUAAUUACUCCUUCUUUGGGUGAAAGGCUAACUAACCUCUUGUGCCUUGCUCUGAUUUCCCAAACACACAGAUGUACAUGUGUGUACAUGGAUAGUGCCAAAGAAUCAAAAGUAUAUUUUCUUCCCCCUCCCCCCACCCAACUGCACUUUCACACGGCCAGCAGAAAUACUCUGAGUUGAUUUCUUUCGAGCUGAUAAGAUGUGGAAGUUUACUGGUUUGAAAAUUGUGAGUGGUGCAGGUUUGGGAGGUGGGAUAGGUGGUAGGGGUGGGGGGGGGUGUUAGAAACGCAGAAGGAUUCUCCUGUUGGGUGUAAUUUGUAGGGGAUAGAAAGCGACUAUCACUCUUUUUACAAAAUAAUACACAAAAUAGAUUUCAAAUGUAACUUUGCUGCAAGAAGAAAACACAUUAGCAGCCUGUUGCAGGUCUAUAACUUUUCUAAAACCCUAAAGGGGAUGUUUCAAGUAAUAUUAUACCAUAUAAUAAAAAAAGACUUCAAUAACA